AGCCCCAGUCAGUGGCGGAGUCCACAAAGCAUGUGGAAGCCGCAGCAUGGAAAGUUACAGCUGUGUCUGGUGAACGUCGGAUUAUUUCCAGAUCAGAGGUUGGUAGCUCCUGAACCUAAACCACACAGCGGCGUUGCUGGAGGAAAAAGGCCCUGGCCGGCGGCAUGCGGCUUCCACGCCUCUCCAGCUCUGUGGUGACCGCGCUCCUGCUGGCCCAGACCUGCCUCCUGCUCUUCCUGGUCUCGCGGCCGAGACCCUCGUCCCUGGCCGGCAGUGAGGAGCGCGUGCACGUGUUGGUGCUGUCCUCGUGGCGCUCGGGCUCGUCGUUCGUGGGCCAGCUCUUCAGCCAGCACCCGGACGUCUUCUACCUGAUGGAGCCUGCAUGGCACGUGUGGGCCGCCCUGUCGCGGGGCAGUGCGACCGCGCUGCACAUGGCCGUGCGCGACCUGGUGCGCUCCGUGUUCCUGUGCGACAUGGACGUGUUCGACGCCUACCUGCCCUGGCACCGAAACCUGUCCGACCUCUUCCAGUGGGCGGUGAGCCGUGCCCUGUGCUCGCCGCCAGCCUGCAGCGCCUUCAGCCGCGACGCCAUCAGCACCGAGGUGGCGUGCAAGCUGCUGUGCGCGCGGCGGCCCUUCGGCCUGGCGCAGGAGGCCUGCCGCUCCUACAGCCACGUGGUGCUCAAAGAGGUGCGCUUCUUCAACCUGGAGGUGCUCUACCCGCUGCUCACGGACCCCUUGCUCAACCUGCGCAUAGUGCACCUGGUGCGCGACCCGCGCGCCGUGUUGCGCUCCCGGGAGCAGACGGCCAAGGCUCUGGCGCGCGACAACGGCAUCGUGCUGGGCACCAACGGCACGUGGGUGGAGGCCGACCCGAGCUUGCGCGUGGUGAGCGAGGUGUGCCGCAGCCACGUGCGCAUCGCUGAGGCCGCCCUGAGCAAGCCGCCACCCUUCCUGCGGGGCCGCUACCUGCUGGUGCGCUUCGAGGACCUGGCACGGGACCCACUGGCCGAGAUCCGGGCGCUCUAUGCCUUCACCGGCCUGCACCUCACGCCGCAACUUGAGGCGUGGAUCCUCAACAUCACGCACGGGACCGGGAUCGGCGCGCGCCGCGAGGCCUUCAAGACCACCUCCAGGGACGCUCUCAACGUGUCCCAGGCCUGGCGCCUCGCGCUGCCCUUCGCCAAGAUUCGCCGCGUGCAGGACCUGUGCUCGGGCGCCCUGCGGCUGCUGCGCUACAGACCAGUGUUCUCCGAGGAUGAGCAGCGGGACCUCACUCUAGACCUCGUGCUGCCCCGAGGUCCGAGCAGCUUCAAGUGGGCAUCGUCCACCAACGCGCAGCCCAGGCCCUAGCAAGGCCCCAGUGGUGGCCCGUGAGGAGUGUGGUGGGGUGGGGGGAUGGGCGAACAAGGAAGCCAACCAGCCAGCAGGGGACCAGAGUGUGGGGACCCUCCCUUGUGCCAGGAAGGGGCUGAGCCCCCAGAUUCCAUAUUUCUUUCCCCCUAGAUUCGUGGCUUUCUUUUGCGCUCUGUUUGGGAGCUGGGUUAGCAACAGGUACAUUCUUUAGGGAAAGCCAAACUCUUGCCCUCAUUUCCUCUGGGGAGAGGGGCGACUUGGCUCCUACUCAAGUGUUUUCUUUUGCCCUAAUUCUGACCUCCCUUAGGAUGCACCACGUGGGGACUGGGAAGGUGUUCCAGCCCUGGCUAGGAGCACAGGGCCCUGCAGUGAGCCAGCUCCUGAAGUUCUCAUAUCCCCCUCUCCCCUCUGUCCUGGACUCGGUUCCACCCAUGCCCCGUUGAAGUGGUGGGGGUUAGACUCACCCACAACUUCCGUGAGGCAUCAUGAGAUACCUCUGUCUGUGGUCUUCCAUCAGCCUCUGCUCCACCUCCCAGCAGCCCACUUGUCCCCUUAGGAGGAACCUUUUCAUAAAUCUUUGAUUUGUCUUGAUGGGGAAAAUCCCUACUUCUGGAAAUAAACACAAUAAUUGACUCA
Molecule: messenger RNA, 1991 nt
Organism: Heterocephalus glaber (naked mole-rat)
Lineage: Eukaryota; Metazoa; Chordata; Mammalia; Rodentia; Bathyergidae
Gene: Chst6
Product: carbohydrate sulfotransferase 6
Biological process (GO): carbohydrate metabolic process; N-acetylglucosamine metabolic process; keratan sulfate proteoglycan biosynthetic process
Cellular component (GO): Golgi membrane
Molecular function (GO): N-acetylglucosamine 6-O-sulfotransferase activity
Source: RefSeq, a predicted model, not a curated record